Molecule: messenger RNA, 2501 nt
Organism: Calidris pugnax (ruff)
Lineage: Eukaryota; Metazoa; Chordata; Aves; Charadriiformes; Scolopacidae
Gene: THY1
Product: Thy-1 cell surface antigen
Exons: 3
Coding region: 92-577 (161 amino acids)
Source: RefSeq, a predicted model, not a curated record
GCCAGGGCAAUGGCCUGGCUAACCGCCCCUCUCUCUCUCCCUCCCCAGGCUCCCCUCUCAGUGGCAGCCGCUGCCGAGCACGUCAGCAGAGAUGAACCCCACCGUCGGCAUCGCUGUCAUCCUGACAGUCCUCCAGGUUGCCCACUGCCAGAUGAUCAAGGACCUGAGUGCCUGCCUGCUGGGCCAGAGCCUCCGGGUGGACUGCCGUUAUGAGAACAAAACCAGCAAUCCCCUGACCUAUGAGUUCAGCAUCACCAAGGACAACAGGAAGCACGUCAUCCACAGCACCAUCAGCGUCUCCGAGAACAUCUACCGGAGCCGAGCCAACGUCACCAUGCACAAGAACCUGGUGUGCCUCUACCUGCAGAGCUUCACCACCAGUGAUGAGGGCGUCUACAUGUGCGAGCUGAAGGCCACCAACGACUACACCGGCAACCAGUCAAAGAACAUCACUGUCAUCAAAGACAAACUGGAGAAAUGCGCCGGCUUCAGCCUCUUGAUCCAGAACACCUCAUGGCUCCUGCUGCUCCUCCUUUCCCUGCCUCUCCUGCAAGCCGUGGACUUCGUGUCCCUGUGAAAGGAAGAGCGCCCGCGCGCACACACACACGCACGCACGCACACACCGAGUACCCCAGCAAACCCGCCUCCCCCGCCAGAACGCAGCCCUCGGAAAGAGAAGCCGAACCGUUUGGAAGAAGUGAAACCUCUCUCUGUGUUCUCUCUAUAUAGCCGUAUAUCUAACGCUAACCACCAUCCUGUGCCGAGACCCGCCAUCACACGCACACAUGCCCAGCUCCAAAGCAUGGUGGCUCCGCUAGGCAGCAUUGCUUCUCCCAUCCCACCUCCCCGCUUGGUAGGCUGGCUGGUUUGCUCGUGCUGGGAGCACUGGAGCCUCAGCCCCACACAGCCCACUUCUCCCGUCCCUUUAACUUUGGGGGUUUGCCUGUUCUCAAAUGGGGAAGGACAGCUGGAUUGGCAGGUAAGAGAGAGAGAUGACGGGAGAGCGUGCGGAGGGGUCCCCGUGUUGGGUGCUGUGCCCACGGCUCCUGGAGGAGAUGGGGCCACCAGUGUCCCCAUCCCGCCCUGCCCGCUGGCCAGGUGACUUACUGAUUUCUCAGCUUGCUCCUCUCACCCUGAGUCACCCUGAGCUGCUGUGACUGGGAGGGGGCACGAGGCGAGUCCUGUCUCACGUCGAGCAGGGAAGAGGCAGAGGGAGCAGGGGAGGCAUGGGAUGAUGCUGGGCCUGGCCAGGCUGGGAAGAGAGAGGGGAGCGGGUCUAGGAGACACCCAUCAAAUGCCCCUGCCUCCUUAGGGCUCUUCUGGGGCCCUGGGAGGGGGCUCACUGCAAACGUGCUUUGGCAACAAGUAUUUCCUAACCUGUAUUUUACAGCUGAGCUGGAAGUGAGGCCUCCUUCAGACAUCAUCUGGUACCUUUGGGCUGCCCAAGCCCGAGACACCACUUGUUCUCCCUGGAGACCAGCCCUUAGCUGUGACGAGAGAAUUGCUGCCAGCACCCCCUGACAGUGGAGGCGAGCAGAGCCUCUCUGAGCUAGCCACAGCCCUGCCUUCAUGCCUGCUCCCUUCCCCGAGACCCGUGGAGUUGGAUUCAGCCAGGCUGGUGGGGAAAGGGGCUCCCCUAUGGGACCAUGACCCCGAGGUCUGCUCUGCAUUGUCACCCUGCCAUCCCUAAGGGAACAUCUGGGGACCCUGAUCCUUCCUCAUGGCACACAUCCAGGUGCCUGGCUCUGGGUAAGGCUCAGCAGCCUUCUUCCACCUCAGUCUUCCUCCAGCCCUACCAUGCCUUUGGGAGGAGCCCGUGUGCCCCCUCCCUUUCAGCAUUUCCCUGUCUCCAUUUAAGAGCAGAAAAGGCCCUUAGGGCAGCCCAGCCCUUGGUCACUGCCUCAGUAAGGGGCAGGGGAGAGCGGGGAGAGGGACGCUGAGCACAGCCCGCCUCUACCAGCCCAGGAGAGAGACCUGCUGCACCCUCUCCCAGGGGAGGGCACGGGGCAGGGGUAGAUGCAGGCAGGGCCAUCCGUGUCCGUGGGGUGAACCCCAGUCCCGCUGAGCUACCCGUGCAGCCUGGGCUGUGCCCCCGACGGCUGAGAGCGAUUCACAGCAGCUGCUCCCCGCUCCUCGCUCUUCUCCAGACACCGUGAGCUGCCUCCUACCCCCGUGCCCGUCCCCUGCCCGUCCCUGCCUGCUUGCUUGCUGUCUAGUGCUGCUGAGGCCGUGUAUAGCUGAGGUCUGGCUGCGCCCAGCUCCCUGGGCUUGCUGGUGAGCGCCGGGGCAGGCGCAGAGCCCAGCCGGCAGAGCGCGGAUGCGUCUCCAGUCUCAUUUUUUUGUGAACAUUUGUAGUUGUUUCCACAGCUUGUCGUAAAAGAAAUUCUGUUAAGGGGAAAAAAAAAAAAAAAAGAACCCUACGAAAAGCAACAACAACAAAAAAACUAUCCUCCAGGAGUGUUCCUCUGUCUGCACAAUAAAACCCUAGGUUGUGUGUUGGA